This is a messenger RNA of Parastagonospora nodorum SN15, 1629 nucleotides long. RefSeq lists its product as hypothetical. Gene Ontology annotation, molecular function: CoA-ligase activity. Gene Ontology annotation, biological process: secondary metabolic process. Bases 1 to 1629 code for a protein of 542 amino acids. The transcript has 2 exons. Lineage: Eukaryota; Fungi; Ascomycota; Dothideomycetes; Pleosporales; Phaeosphaeriaceae. The record is from RefSeq and is a predicted model, not a curated record.
AUGCCGACUACUUCACCCUUUCCUGAUGUGGAUAUCCCGAACGUCGACCUCUGGGGCCUAAUGUUUGACCGCAAAGAUAGGGAUUUUUCAGAAGACAAAGUUAUAUACCGGGCUAUCAAUGCAGAUCGAAAAUAUACUUUUGCAGACACCAAAGCUCUAGCGACACUAUUUGGAGAAGGGCUGCGAAAUUUGUGGGAUUGGCAAAAGGAUGAAGUCCUGGCGUUAUAUGCACCAAAUGAUAUCGAUAUCGCGCCAGUCAUUUAUGGCGCAUUCUUUGCUGGUGGCAUAGUCACACCCGCGAACCCAGGAUACUCGGCAGAUGAGCUGGCUUAUCAACUUGAGAACUCGGGCGCUCAUGCGUUGGUGACAACAAAGCAAUUCCUCGAGACUGCACUCAAAGCUGCUCAGAAAGUCGGCAUACCUAAUGAUAGAGUUAUCUUACUGGGUAUUGAGAAGGAUGAAACUCAUUCCGUAAAGCAUUGGUCCAACAUCCGCAAAACGUCAGGCGCGUUACGCUACCGAAGACGAAGAGCGAAACCUGAAGACCUGGCUUUCUUAGCCUAUUCGUCUGGCACAACUGGUCUUCCCAAAGGUGUUAUGCUAACGCACCGCAAUAUUGUAGCUGAUCUGCUACUUGUCCAGAACGCGGUCGGGAAUUGGUAUUCAUCUGCGAACGACAAAUUCCUGGGCGUGCUUCCGUUCUUCCACAUCUAUGGUCUCACUGGACUAGUCCAGCAGACGUUGCAUCGAGGCAUCGAGAUGUUGGUGAUGCCUGCAUUCGACAUGGAAACGUUCCUGAAGACAAUACAGGAGCAUCGGAUCACGUUCAUUUAUGUUGCGCCUCCGGUGAUCGUGCGUCUAGCAAGAGACAAGAUGGUUGACAAGUACGAUUUGUCGUCAGUAAAGAUGAUCACGAGUGGCGCCGCGCCUCUGACGAAGGAGCUGGUAGAUGCCGUGCACAAGCGGCUGAACAUCAAGAUCAAUCAAGCUCGGUAUGAAGCUUUCUUCACGUUUCUCUGUAUAUUACUGACCCAUCUAGGCAAGAUGUUUCCCAACAUGACCGCGAAAUACAUAUCUGCUGAAGGUAAAGAGCUCGGACCCGGUGAAGUUGGCGAGCUGUGGCUGAGCGGUCCAAACAUCUUCAAAGGGUACUGGAAAAACGAAACAGCUACUAAAGACUCGCUUACUAGCGACGGUUUCUUCAAGACGGGAGAUAUUGGCUUCCAGGACAAGGAGCACAAUUUCUACAUCACGGACCGAGUGAAGGAGUUGAUCAAGUAUAAGGGCUUCCAAGUACCACCAGCCGAGCUCGAGGGCAAGCUCAUGGAGAACGAGCUUGUAGACGAUGUCGCGGUCAUUGGUGUCAAUGAUGAGCACCAACAUACGGAAGUGCCUCGAGCGUACAUUGUAGCAGCACAAGAUAAGCGGGCUAAUGUCGGAGAAGCUGAAGCCUUGGCUAUCGUGGACUGGAUGAACAAGAAGGUGGCGAGUCACAAGAGGUUAAGAGGAGGCAUUGUGUUCAUUGAUGAGAUUCCAAAGAGUGCAAGUGGUAAGAUUCUACGACGCUUGCUCAAGGAGCGAGUGAAACAGGAUACUCCGCUAGGUAUCACGGUGAAAGCGAGGUUGUGA